This is a messenger RNA of Hermetia illucens (black soldier fly), 1151 nucleotides long. RefSeq names its product pancreatic triacylglycerol lipase-like. Lineage: Eukaryota; Metazoa; Arthropoda; Insecta; Diptera; Stratiomyidae. The transcript is spliced from 2 exons. Gene Ontology annotation, biological process: lipid metabolic process. Gene Ontology annotation, molecular function: lipase activity. Bases 112 to 1122 code for a protein of 336 amino acids. The record is from RefSeq and is a predicted model, not a curated record.
AACUCAAAAUUAAGAAAUAAUUUGGUUCUUUUUGUCAGAUCAAAUCAAUCAAUCAAAAAUUUCACUAUAAAUACGAGUGUUAGCACAUCAUUUUCCAAAGUCGUCUCCAAAAUGAAGGCUUUAUUGGUCGUCCUAGCGCUCAGUGUUUCAGCAGUUCUCUGCUAUCCUUCUAAGUAUGAUGAGAAAGAAUGGGCCAUGAUUCCUGAUGGAAGCGGUCGGCUUCAUCUCACGAAUAUUAAGCAGCUCGAACAUGAGGCUUCUUUGAUGCCAAGGGUUGAAACCGUAGCCAGAUUCCUUCUGUAUACUAGAAAAAAUCCAACAAAUGCGCAAGAGCUCUAUCAGGCUGAUUCGGAUGGUUUGAAGAAAUCGAAUUUUGACGCUAGCCGACCAACUCGCUUUAUCAUCCAUGGUUUCAUCAACGACGGAGAUUCUGAAGUCAAUGUAGUUGUCCGGGAUGCCUAUUUGGCGCGUGGAGAUUACAACGUUAUCGUUGUUGACUGGAGUACAGCCACGGCUACCAUUAACUAUAUCUACGCUCGUAACGAAGUUCCAGUGGCAGGAGGUCAAUGCGGUCGAUUCAUUGAUUUCUUGAAUACUCAAGGUGUUUCAUUCAAUGAUAUCUACUGUGUUGGACACAGUUUGGGUGCUCACGUUUGUGGUUUCUGUGGCAAGACAGCUACCCGUGGUAAAAUUAACACCAUUUUCGGAAUGGAUCCUGCUUUGCCAUUGUUCGACAUUGACAAGCCAGAUGAACGGUUGACCGAAAACGAUGCUGUCUACGUUCAGAGCAUCCAAACUGAUGGUGGACGGUUAGGUUUUCUGAAACCAAUUGGUCAAGCUAGUUUCUUCCCUAACUGGGGUGGUGUACAACCAGGUUGUCUUCUUGAUGUUACUGGAACUUGCUCCCAUUGCCGAUCUUACAAAUAUUUCGCCGAAUCGUUGAAAACACCAGACAACUUCGUUGGUGAGAAAUGUGCUUCAUUCGAAAAUAUUGAAAAGAUGAAGUGUACAAAGGAAGGAACCGCUGACAUGGGAGGUGAUCCUUCAAACCACAAUAUCAAGGGCGUAUUCUACGUACCUGUUAAUUCAAAAGCACCAUAUGGUAAAGGAAAUGUCUUCUGAAGAAAAAUAUAUGACUGACUUAAAAUUAA